Phaeodactylum tricornutum CCAP 1055/1 is the source of this 1407-nucleotide messenger RNA. RefSeq lists its product with no specific name. NCBI's taxonomy places the organism in Eukaryota, Bacillariophyta, Bacillariophyceae, Surirellales, Neidiaceae. The record is from RefSeq and is a predicted model, not a curated record. Gene Ontology annotation, cellular component: plasma membrane. Bases 118 to 1407 code for a protein of 429 amino acids. The transcript has a single exon.
CAUUUACGGUCACUAACGCCCAGCAACAGCCGUCGCCUCUCUCUCAUUCUUUCGUAGUGUACACACAUUGUACACGGGCAUAUCCCAUCUAACUCUACCCCGAGGCCUACCGACACCAUGUGCCAGCAAGACCCACCCGACGAGUGCUCGACGGAUGCCGACACAUCGUCCCCAACAAAACAAGCCACGGGCUCGGAGGAGCAGCUCCCGAUAGAACCAAAUUCCGAUCAAAACUCUCCGUCAAACUCGGCGUCAUCGUCUCCGCCAGUAUCCUGCACACAGCGGGUAAUUGCCUUUUACUGGGAACAAGAGUUUCUGUUACUCGUCAUCGCGGCUAUUCUACUCGCCCGGGCCUACCCACCCCUCGGCGCUACGUACCUGGCACCCGAUAUCACCGCGACUUGGCUCGCCGUCUGUUUCAUUUUCGUCAUGGCUGGCUUGGGAUUGAAAACGGAAGAAUUCUCCAAAGCAUUGCAACGUGUCUAUUUCAACGGAUUCGUGCAAAUGUUUAAUUUUGGAGUCGUCUCGAGCAUCAUUUACGGUCUCAGUCGAGCGCUCGAGGCGGGUAACAUCCUCGGACAGGAUUUGGCCGACGGUAUGGUGGUAUGUGCCAGUUUACCCAUGACCAUCAAUAUGGUCCUGGUGCUCACCAAAAGUAGCGGUGGCGAUGAGGCCGCCGCCAUUUUCAAUGCGGCCUUUGGAAAUUUAAUUGGGGUCUUUCUCAGUCCCGUCCUCAUUCUGGGCUACCUCGGGGUAACGGGAGACAUUGACCUCUUUGAAGUCUUCUACAAACUAGCUCUCCGCGUGGUAGUACCGGUGAUUGUUGGGCAAAUUUUGCAAAAGAAAUCCAAAACCGUCGUCGAGUUUGUCAAAAAGCACAAACACUACUUCAAACAAGCCCAGCAAUACUGUCUCGUUUUUAUUGUCUACACGGUCUUUUGCAAAACCUUUGAAGAGGAAUCGCAGUCUUCUAUUGGUGACAUCUUUCUCAUGAUUGCCUUCCAAUUCCUCUUCUUAAUGUCCCUCAUGGUUCUAGCCUGGUACACGCUGGGCGUGCUCUUUCGGGACGAGCCCACGUUACGGGUCAUGGGCUUGUUCGGUUGCACGCACAAAACCGUUGCCAUGGGUGUCCCGCUGAUCAACGCUAUCUACGGAGAUGACCCCGCCGUAGGUUCGUACACGCUGCCCUUACUUAUUUGGCAUCCAAUGCAGCUGGUGGUCGGGACCAUUCUCGCACCGAGGCUGAGUGCCUACGUCGACCGGGAACGGGAGCGACUGGGAUGGGCCGAUGCAACCAUCGAAACAGGUUCGGGCGAAUACGUUAAUGACAACGAGAAUCAUGGCGACGAGGAGCAACCUACGUCCUAUGACGGCAGCCGAUUAAUAUCGCACCAGACGGAGAAAUGA